Messenger RNA from Dentiscutata erythropus, 903 nucleotides. NCBI's taxonomy places the organism in Eukaryota, Fungi, Glomeromycota, Glomeromycetes, Diversisporales, Gigasporaceae. The record is from the annotation of a GenBank genome assembly.
AUGUCUUUACCCGAUAUUGUUUUCAAUAAAAUCUAUCGAAUUGUCGACACCAUACCAUAUGUUGGCACUAUUUAUGCAGUUUCAAGAGCAGUCUGGUAUGGUUUUCAAGAUGAUGUAAAAGAAGUUGCAAUUUCUGCAGUAAAUGCUGUUCAAGGAACAAUAGGAGAUAUUUUUUUGUUUAGAAGAAUCGCAGAACCAUUCAAAAUUUCAGUUAUACGCACAAUGAUGCAAAAUGAUGCAAAAUGCAUCAGAUAUGGUAGUAGAAGAAAAAAAAACACAAUGGAAACAUGUUUUGAAGAAAUGUGGCAUCGAGCAAUCGUACAUGGAUCAUCAUAUUCGGGAGUUGUCACAUAUGAUCCUUACAUGAAUAAAAACAUGAUUGUUAUUGCAUUUCCCAAUGGAUUAAAUCUCAAUACACCCUUUGGAAAAUUAAAUUUAUUUAUUGCCGAUAAAUAUAAUAAUAUCGUCGCAACAUCAGAAUUACAAAUAAACAUAGCAAAUAAUAUUCGAUAUAUCAUAUCAAAUAAUCAAUAUAUCUCUGUUGAAAAAAUCGAUAACGAAUAUAAAUUAGUAUUGAAAAAUAGAAAUAUAAUAGAUAAAUUAUAUUCACUUUUUUACUUUGAUGUAAACAGAAUAAUAAUAUAUUUAAAAACAGGUUUAGCAUUCACAUUUGAUAUCAGUCAAAAAACUUACGAAAUUAAAUUGAAAAAUAUAAACUUUAAAAAAGAUAAACAAAAUUCACAACUUUGGGAAGUUGAUUUUUUUAAAGAUAAUCAUUAUAGACUGAGAUCUUUUGUUAGUACUCAACGACAAAGAAUGUUUUGUAUUGGUGAAGAUUUACAUAUGUGGGAUUUUGUAAAUUAUCUUUGGAAUUUAGAAAAAGUUAAUUUUGUUGAUGAAUAA